GCAGUUUCGUAGAACCAACCACUCUCCUAAAAUUCAUGCACCACCCCUUUCUCUCUCUACAAUCUACAAAUAUAUUGGUGAAUAAACAGUCGAACACUCCCCAUUUUAUCUACACUCCAAAAGUACUCUGUGUUUCUCCCCAAAACAACUAGCCUAGGAGCUCUCACCUAAAUUGAAAGCACUAAUCAAAGCAUGGAGUUAUUAAACCGAUGCUCCUCAGUUAGCUCUUCUUCCUCAGACUCCUCCUCGGAUUCUCGAAUCAAAGGCCCAUGGAGCGCGGAGGAGGACAAGAUCCUGACCCGCCUCGUGGACCGCUACGGCCCCAGAAACUGGUCCGUCAUAAGCAGCUACAUCAAGGGGCGCUCGCCCAAGUCCUGCCGCCUGCGCUGGUGCAACCAGCUCAGCCCCGCCGUCGAGCACCGCCCCUUCUCCGCCGCCGAGGACGACGCCAUCCUCGCCGCCCAGCUCCACUACGGAAACCGAUGGGCCACCAUCGCGCGCAUGCUCCCCGGCCGCACCGACAAUGCCGUCAAGAACCACUGGAACUCCACCUUGAAGCGCCGCUUCCAAAUGCAGCGGCGGCGGCGAUGCCAGGAGGAUCGGUCGCUGCUGGAGAGCGCGGGUGCUUCGGAUGAGUGCGAUCCGAUGACGGAAUUGUCUUUGGCGCCGCCUGGGACCGGGGGCGCGGUGGCGGCGGCGGAUUUUCCUCCGGGGUUUUGGGGCGAGGUGAGGAAUGUGAUAGCGAGGGACUGCGUUACGACGUCGUUUCAGGAUACUUCCUCUGGCUUUCGUUUGUGAUAAUUAAUUAAAUCAUGUUUGUCGUCUAGCGCAGUUUAAUUAAAGUUUAUUAGCAAGUAAGUCCAUAUAGUUUUGUUAUUAACAAUUGAUCACUCGAGUUUGGGAAUGCUUAAGUGGGAAGACUGCAGUGCAAGCUCUUUUGAUAUCCUUUUCACGUGUAAUCAGUGUUUUAAAAGUUGAAUUGGUGAAAUUAUCGGUUUAAUUGAUUGGA
This is a messenger RNA of Salvia splendens (bonfire salvia), 1009 nucleotides long. RefSeq names its product transcription factor MYB77. The transcript has a single exon. Gene Ontology annotation, cellular component: nucleus. The record is from RefSeq and is a predicted model, not a curated record. Gene Ontology annotation, molecular function: RNA polymerase II cis-regulatory region sequence-specific DNA binding; DNA-binding transcription factor activity, RNA polymerase II-specific. Gene Ontology annotation, biological process: regulation of DNA-templated transcription. The coding region runs from base 193 to 798 and encodes 201 amino acids. NCBI's taxonomy places the organism in Eukaryota, Viridiplantae, Streptophyta, Magnoliopsida, Lamiales, Lamiaceae.